ACGCCGCGCGGCACUCAUUCAUUCAUGCUAUCUGGCAGCCUUCAUCUGUAGUUACUAUAACUGGUGAAGAUGUCGGGAAUUCCACCAGAUUCGUGGCAGCCAUCCACUGUGUCACUAGAGACAACAAUGGGCACAAUAGUUGUGGAGCUUUAUUGGAAGCAUGCUCCUAAAACCUGUAAAAACUUUGCUGAGCUAGCCAGAAGAGGUUACUACAACAACACCAAGUUUCAUCGUAUCAUCAAAGACUUCAUGGUUCAAGGCGGAGACCCAACUGGAACAGGGCGGGGUGGUGCUUCUAUAUUUGGGAAGCAGUUUGAAGAUGAACUUCAUCCAGAACUGAAAUUCACAGGAGCUGGGAUCCUUGCCAUGGCCAAUGCUGGACCAGACACCAAUGGUAGCCAGUUCUUCCUAACUCUGGGGCCAACACAGUGGCUGGAUGGGAAACACAGCAUUUUCGGGAGGGUUUGCCAGGGCAUCGCUGUGCUCAACCGCAUCGGCAUGGUUGAGACAAAUACACAAGACCGGCCAGUGGAUGACAUCAAAAUUCUCAAAACAUCUUUACCCAACUGAUGGGCAUCAGAUUCACAAACCGAUGUUGUACGCUUUUUUGUGUCUUCGUUUGUUGUCAAA
Messenger RNA from Megalops cyprinoides (Indo-Pacific tarpon), 630 nucleotides. It is a transcript of the gene ppil1, whose product is annotated as peptidylprolyl isomerase (cyclophilin)-like 1. Bases 70 to 570 code for a protein of 166 amino acids. Gene Ontology annotation, biological process: protein folding; protein peptidyl-prolyl isomerization. Gene Ontology annotation, cellular component: catalytic step 2 spliceosome. Gene Ontology annotation, molecular function: peptidyl-prolyl cis-trans isomerase activity. Lineage: Eukaryota; Metazoa; Chordata; Actinopteri; Elopiformes; Megalopidae. The transcript has 4 exons. The record is from RefSeq and is a predicted model, not a curated record.